Molecule: messenger RNA, 1555 nt
Organism: Adelges cooleyi (spruce gall adelgid)
Lineage: Eukaryota; Metazoa; Arthropoda; Insecta; Hemiptera; Adelgidae
Gene: EndoA
Product: endophilin-A
Exons: 12
Coding region: 259-1464 (401 amino acids)
Biological process (GO): synaptic vesicle uncoating
Cellular component (GO): presynapse; glutamatergic synapse; cytoplasm
Molecular function (GO): protein binding
Source: RefSeq, a predicted model, not a curated record
UAUUUUCAUAAUUAAAAUUUACAAGUUAGAGUUACAAGAGAUUCUCAUUCUUUCAAGACUUGAUCUAGUGUUCAAAUUUUAUUUAAAUUUUGUAGAUUUAAUUCGUGGUUUUAAACAACUAUUUGAUUUUACAAUCAUUUUUCAGUAUGUUUAUGCGUUAAGUUAUGUUUGCACGCACUCAUUGACUCAGUAUUCAUUUUUAAGUACAUUGAUUGUGAUAGCCGAGGUCGAACUGACGAUACCCAAAGAAUCUACAAAAUGGCGUUCGCCGGGCUCAAAAAACAAAUAAACAAAGCGAAUCAGUACAUGACUGAGAAAAUCGGCGGAGUCGAAGGUACCAAACUCGAUGUCGAUUUCGUGGACAUGGAAAGGAAAACCGACGUUACCUACGAACUGGUCGAAGAACUACAGCUGAAAACCAAAGAAUUCUUACAGCCCAACCCCACUGCCAGGGCCAAGAUGGCUGCCGUUAAGGGAAUAUCAAAACUGAGCGGACAGGCCAAAGCGUCCACGUAUCCGCAAGCCGAAGGUACGCUCGGUGACUGCCUGCUCUUAUACGGCAAGAAACUCGGCGACGACAGCCUGUUCGGUCAAGCGUUACAGGAAAUGGGCGAGGCGCUCAAGCAAAUGGCCGACGUCAAAUACGCCUUGGACGACAACACCAAACAGAACUUCCUCGAGCCUCUACAUCACUUACAGACAAAAGACUUAAAAGAAGUUAUGCAUCACAGAAAGAAGUUGCAAGGAAGGAGAUUGGACUACGAUUGCAAGCGAAGAAAACAAGCUAAAGGUUCACACGUGAGUGACGAAGAACUAAAACAGGCCGAGGAAAAAUUUGCCGAGUCUUUGCAUAGCGCUCAGAUAGGAAUGUUCAACUUGCUCGACAACGACGUGGAACAAAUCUCGCAGUUGACUACUUUCGCCGAAUCUCUACUCGAGUACCAUCAACAGUGUUCUGAAAUUUUGAAAUUAGCCUUUAUGGAAAUCCAGGAAAAGCGUGACCAGGCAGCCAGUCGGCCGAAAUUAGAAUUUGUGCCCAAAACCCUUAACGACCUGCACCCGGUGGACGUGAUCUCAGACGACAUCAACGACGAGUAUGAGUUGAUGGAACCACGACUCGCACACGUCAAAGGUAGUUCGCGAGCUUCGUCCCCGACGCACUCGAAGUCGGAUUUCACCUCGGGAUCGAACCAUCACGAUAACCAGCAUCAACAGCCACAUCACAAUGCGUCUCCAGUGUCUUCUCCAGUCAAGUCUGUUCAACGGCAAAUACCACGUAAUUCGCCUUGCUGUACCGCUCUGUAUGAUUUCGAGGCUGAAAAUCCGGGAGAACUCGGAUUCAAGGAAGGCGAAACGAUUAUACUGUUAAACAGGGUGGACGAGAAUUGGUUCGAAGGCAGCACAAACGGCCGCACUGGAUACUUCCCGGUCACAUACGUACAAGUCGUCGUUCCAUUGCCAUAGUUCUCUCUAUAAAUGUUUUUUUUCAAACAGUCGUUUAUACAUAUAUAUGAUUUAAUACUAAAUUUAACCUUAACUUAAAAAAAAAACCUUC